CAAAGCAUUACCACUAGCACUACAUGCGCAGUUUGUCUCUCUGUGCCAGCUUAGCUUUUAUAGCUUCUCUCUCUCAUCCUCCAUUAUUGCUCUCUCUCUAAAAACUUGCAAUCACAUCUUUUCUUCCACAAUCCUCUCCCCAUAAUCUUCAUUCUUUGAUUGAUUUUUGUUUCCAAACGAAAGCAGAGGAAUCAAUCGGAGCCAAUGUCGUCGUCGGACGAUGAAGGCGGCGAGGAGUACCUGUUCAAGAUCGUCAUAAUCGGAGACUCCGCCGUCGGCAAAUCCAAUUUGCUCUCUCGCUAUGCUAGGAACGAGUUCAAUCUCCACUCCAAGGCCACCAUCGGCGUCGAAUUUCAGACUCAGGUUAUGGACAUCGACGGCAAGGAGGUUAAGGCUCAGAUUUGGGACACCGCCGGCCAGGAGCGGUUCCGCGCCGUCACCUCCGCGUACUACCGUGGCGCUGUCGGUGCUCUCGUCGUCUACGAUAUCAGCCGCCGCUCCACUUUCGACAGUGUUGGCCGAUGGCUCGACGAGCUCAAGACUCAUUCCGAUACAACCGUGGCAAGGAUGCUAGUCGGGAACAAAUGCGACUUGGAGAACAUCAGGGACGUGACUGUUGAAGAAGGCACGCAACUUGCGGAGGCCGAAGGAUUGUUCUUCAUGGAGACAUCUGCUCUAGAUUCAACAAAUGUUAAAAGGGCUUUCGAGAUCGUGAUUCGAGAAAUAUACAACAAUGUCAGCAGGAAGGUCCUGAAUUCCGAUACCUACAAAGCAGAAUUAUCCGUCAACCGCGUAAGCCUCGUCAGCAACGGCGGAUCAAAGCAAUCUGAAAGCUAUUUGUCUUCUUGCUGUUCGAGGUGAUGUUCAUAUCUCAGCUCCAAAAAUUGAGUGUUUUCACCAUGUUGGCCUCUUAGAUUCUGUUUUUGGUUUGGUGAUUCAAAUUGGUUGUCUUUCUUUGUUUGUUUCCUUUAUAAUUUCUCUCAGGCUCCUCCAAAUGCAAUGUAAGACCAUUUCCAUAUAUAGAAAUGAAAUUAUUUCUUUGAAUUUAAUUCAAGAAGAAACACUUUUGUAUUAAUUAUUAUUUGAAGCAAAUAGUGACAGAGCAAAUAUCAACAGUUUAUUAUUA
Molecule: messenger RNA, 1126 nt
Organism: Momordica charantia (bitter melon)
Lineage: Eukaryota; Viridiplantae; Streptophyta; Magnoliopsida; Cucurbitales; Cucurbitaceae
Gene: ARA4
Product: P-loop containing nucleoside triphosphate hydrolases superfamily protein
Molecular function (GO): GTP binding; GTPase activity
Source: RefSeq, a predicted model, not a curated record